Messenger RNA from Silurus meridionalis, 3522 nucleotides. Its product is annotated as threonine synthase-like 1. Gene Ontology annotation, cellular component: cytoplasm. Lineage: Eukaryota; Metazoa; Chordata; Actinopteri; Siluriformes; Siluridae. Bases 146 to 2344 code for a protein of 732 amino acids. The transcript is spliced from 3 exons. The record is from RefSeq and is a predicted model, not a curated record.
CUUCUUUCCCGACGCCCUGAUGCGCACGGAGUGUGCGCGCGUGCGAGCUCUAGUUCAUUUCCAGAAGGCAAUCAGAACUGUGAAUAUACUCAAAUCUAAAUUCCUCCUUUAGCUGGAAUCAUAUCCUUUUUUCCUUAAAGCCAAAAUGAUGACGAGACACUCAUUUCAUUUGUUGUCCAAAAUAGAUAAACUGAUAUUCCAUCGAAUCUCCAGCUCAUCUGCUCGCUCGUCCUUAUCUAUGAUAACAUCAUGUCUAUGUACAAAGACCCUCCAGGAAAGGAAUGUUCUCCUUAUGGGUCCUCCUGGGGCUGGAAAGACGUCAGUGGGACGUAUUUUGUCCCACAGACUCGGGAAACCUGUAAUCGAUAUAGACGAUGAUGUUCUGGAAAAGGCCUGGGGGAUGACUGUAGCGGAGAAGCUGAAGCAAGUCGGGGGCGAACGGUUUAUCGAUGAAGAGGGCCAAGCUGUGUGUAACUUCUCCGCAUCUGGAUGUGUGAUCUCGCUUACGGGAUCGAACCCGCUUCACUCGGACACCAUGCGGCACCUGAAACGCUCGGGUAUCGCUCUGUAUCUGGACGUAGACACUGAAGACAUUGUGGAAAGGCUGAAUAAAAUGAAGGUGAACAGAAUUGUAGGUCAGUGUUCUGGCGUCUCAAUGAGGAAGAUCCUAGAGUACAGAAAGCAGUUUUACGAGAAGUGGUUGGACGCAAGAGUGUUUUGUGGAAGGGGGGAUACUUUAGAGGAUAUCGCUGAGAAAGUUGUCAGGGUUCUAGAUAGAUAUCAGGACACUGAAUCAGAGACCUACAUCUCCACCAGGAACCAUAGACAUGCAUCGAACAGUGACGUGAAGUUCUUCAGCGAUGUUGCCGUGGAGGGAUUAGCUCCCUGUGGAGGGCUUUACGUACCUAAUAAAGGAUUCCCAAAACUGGAAACUUCUGAAUGGAUACGAUUAGCAGACAUGUCUUAUCCCGAGCGUGCUUCGGUCAUACUCGAGAAGUGCAUACAUCCACUGGAUAUCGCUCCAUCAGAACUUCGCUCGAUGGUUAAGCGAGCCUACGGGCAGAACUUUGCUGCCAAAUCAGUGGCACCUGUUAAGCAUCUUGCUGAGAAUCAGUACAUUCUGGAGCUCUUCCAUGGUCCCACUGCUUCCUUUAAGGACCUGUCACUUCAAUUAAUGCCACAGCUCUUUGCUCACUGCCUUCCACAGAUGUGCAACUACUUGAUCCUUGUGGCCACGUCUGGGGACACAGGAAGUGCAGUUCUUAGUGGGUUCAGCAACCUCAGAGAAAGUGACAGGCAGCGCAUUGGUGUGUUGGUGUUUUUCCCUGAGCGAGGUGUUAGUGCCAUACAGAAACUGCAGAUGACUGGUUUUAAGGGAAGCAACACCAGGUCUGUUAGUGUCUUCUCAGACUUUGACUUUUGCCAGAGGGCCAUCAAGGGCAUAUUCUGUGAUUUGAGACUCACUGGCUACUUUGCAGUAGAAUACGCUACUGUUCUUAGCACGGCUAACUCCAUCAACUGGGCGAGGCUACUUCCGCAGGUGGUCUACCACUCCUCUGCAUACCUGGACCUCCUCAGAGAUGGCGUGGUGAAAUUUGGGCAGCCCAUCGAUGUGUCCAUCCCGACUGGAAACUUUGGAAACACCAUGUCUGCCAUUUACGCUAAACAAAUGGGUGUCCCAAUAAGAAACAUAAUUUGUGCCUCUAAUCACAACUGCAUAGUUUCAGAUUUUAUCUCGACUGGUCAGUACGAUCUCCGAGGCAGGAAACUUAAACUAUCAAAUUCCCCUUCUAUUGACAUUCUGAAGUCUUCAAAUCUCGAACGGUUUCUGUAUCAUGCAUCUGGUCGGGAUGGUAAACUUGUCCAGGACUUGUUUGAACGCCUUGAGAAAGAUCAACACUUCACCGUGUCGGAGGAGCUAUUACAGAGCGUUCGGCAGGAUGUGGAGGCAGGGUGGUGCUCCGAGGAUGACUGCCUGAAUACUAUUCAGGAGGUGCACUCCAAAACAGGAUACAUCAUGGACACUCAUACCGCCGUAGCUAAAUCGGUGGCUGACCGGCUGCAUGAUAAGAUGUGCCCAGUUGUUCUGUGUUCCACUGCACAUUUCGGGAAAUUUGCUCCUGCCGUUCUUAAAGCCCUACGCUGUCCCGAUGUCCCUCGUGACCCUCUGGAGCAGUUGGAUGCCCUGUGUGCUAUUGCAGGCCAAGAGCUAAUGCAUAAAACUCUGUAUGAGAGUGUGAGACACGAGGCAAAUGCUCCACAUACAGUGUGUCCGCCUGAUUUCAGUGUUUUAACAGAUGAGGUGGAAUCUAUGAUACAUGACUCAUUUCUGAAGCUCAGGUAGGUCAGGGCUUAAUCCGGGCUGGAAGCAGGAAGUAAGGAGCUGCAGUGGCAUCUAAUGGCAACCUUUGGAUCGGCAGAUUUCUAAAGUCAGUAUCUUGCACAAAAAACCCUAUUGAACCCCAAUCAACUUGACGCAUCUGCACACAUAUAAACAUGGCCAGAAAUGCCUUUAAACGUAGUGUUUAAAUAGGGGUGGAGUCAAAGAGGAGACUGGGUAAAGAAACCAAUAAAGAAAUGAAACAUUUCAUAGUAAAAAACUGACCUGUAAUUACUUUAUAAUAACUUUAUAAUAACCUGUGUCGCCAACAACAACAAUCACUGACCAGCUGAACUCACAUGGAUUUGAUGGAUUUAUUUUCUCAUCAAUUAUUAAAAUAAGCUUAGUUUAACAAUAUACUAUAUAAUAUACCAUUAAGGACACAUGUAUUGGGACACCCAAAUUUCCCAGCCAUAUUUGGUUUUUCCUUGUUGUAUACCAUCAAUUGCUGGAGCAAAUUCAGAUGUACAAUUUACAAUUGUGCCCUAGUCCAGAUCCAUGAAGAUCUGCUUUACAUGGGUUGGAGUGGAAGAUCUCCUGCUACAGAACUCCAACCCUAUUAAACACCUUUGGGAUGAAUGUGAAUGUUGACUGAACCUUCAGGCUUUCUCACCUUACCUUCAUCACUACCUGACUUUACUAACACCAUUGUUUCUGAAUGACCUAAAAUCUCCACAAAAUCCCAGAAUGAAUAAAUGUGGAGUUCACAAAAAGAAGCACAAACCAAUCCUAUGGUCAGGUGUCCACAAAUAUAUCAACUGGGAAAUUCCUCACUAUCCAACUAUCUAUUAGAGCUGCUGAAGAUCCUCCUAUACGUGAAAAUAUUUGCACCUGUAUCUCCUGAACAUGCUUCCUAGAUGGCAGUGUUGCUUUUCUUUAAAUUCUGGCACAUGCAUUUUUUUAGCAGUUCCAUAGAAGAACCACCAGAACCUUCAACCAGUUUGCGGGGUCUGGCCCUGGGGGUGUGGGUUUGUUGUUGGGGGUGUAUCAGUUUGCACUGUUUGCAAAUUAAGAUAGCGGUUCUUUAUUGUGCAUUUUGCCCUUAAAGGACCGCUAUCUUAAUUUGCAUAAACUGGUCCAAGAUUGGAGACUCCAGGUCUAAAGAACUGUUUAUAAUUGUUCAAUUAAAACCAUUAAAAUCA